CUCGAUAAUUUGUAGUGCCUGCGUAUUAUCCAUCAUACUGUGCCAGAGUAUCAAAGUUUUUCUCCCCAAAUAAAUUGCGUCUUCGAUCUUGCAUCGUCAGGCAGGGCUCGAGAAAACUCGGCAGCGGGAAGCCUUUCCUGUGUCUGCGUGCCAUGGAUCGCGUUCAGCUGCUUUUGGUAGGUCUGCCAAUGUUUCUCUUCUGUUCGGACAUACUCAAUCUCUUCACAGCCCCUCCUCGUCCUCCCCCUCCUCACCCACAUCACCAUCAUCGCCAUCACCCCCAACCCAUCCCAUCUCACACCCUUCUCAAGCAAACCCCCGAUUUCCCAACUCAGGAGAAUCCUCAAGCAGCUGGUGGCGUCAAUGGAGUCGGCUAUGGCACCACCAUCAAUCUAAGCUUCUGCUCUUCCUGCUCUUACAGGGGAACUGCAAUGACGAUGAAAAAGAUGCUCGAAACUUCCUUUCCUGGGAUUGAAGUUACUCUUUCAAAUCACCCUCCUACCCUCCCAAAACACCUUCUCAGCAAAGUGGUUCCAAUCGUCCAAGUUGGAGUGAUUGGGAUUGUAAUGGCAGGUGAACAUAUUUUCCCCAGGCUGGGAUUUAUGACACCGCCUCCUUGGUACUUCACUCUACGUGCUAAUAGAUUUGGAACUAUUGCAAGCACUUGGCUUCUUGGCAAUGUUGUGCAGAACUUCCUACAAAGUUCUGGGGCUUUUGAAGUUUACUACGAUGGUGACUUGGUUUUCUCUAAACUCAGGGAGCACAGGUUCCCCAGUGAAUUCGAGCUGAGAGAUCUUGUGAGCAAGAAACUGGCCAGUUCGAGGGUCAUGGAUGACGUAGGUGGUAGUCUCUGGUCAUAGUGUGGGGCCAAAACCCAUGUGCUCUGCAAUUGGUUCCGCUGCUGUGUCAUGGUGUCAAAAUUCUAAUGACUUUGCUAAAAUAGCUUGUUGAAAGGUUAUCACUUUUGCAAUUGUUCGGCUGUCUGUCAUCUGAAAUCAGAUAGAUUGAAGGUGAUGCCCUACUGUAUCGGAUAAGUGCCAUGGAUUGUUUAGGUUCA
Molecule: messenger RNA, 1057 nt
Organism: Magnolia sinica
Lineage: Eukaryota; Viridiplantae; Streptophyta; Magnoliopsida; Magnoliales; Magnoliaceae
Product: selT-like protein
Exons: 4
Coding region: 153-860 (235 amino acids)
Biological process (GO): cell redox homeostasis
Cellular component (GO): endoplasmic reticulum membrane
Molecular function (GO): thioredoxin-disulfide reductase (NADPH) activity
Source: RefSeq, a predicted model, not a curated record